AUGAAAAUAAAGGCUGACAGGAAGAAUCGCCUUUUUGCGUACUUUGCCAUAGGUGCUUGGUUUCAUUCUUCCGUACCUGUUUCAUGCAAAACCUUCACUCCUACCAGCACGGAUACUGAUAGCUACAGAUCCACGAUAUUAUUCUUUCUUCUCUGGUUCGAAAAUGCAGCUUCUAACUUCUCAAUUGAGCCAGUGAUAGUUGGUGGAGUGAGACUUUGCAGCUACUCCGAGUUGCAAAAAAUUACUGAUUUCAAGUAUGAGAAUAUUCUUCGGAAGACUCUUUCAGGAAGAUUGUUCCAUGGCAUCAUUGGUGAAAGAUCUGAAAAACGGCGUGCUUUUGUAAAGACAUGGGAUCUUCUCCUUCCUAUGCAAGAUGGACAUGCUCAACUUCUACCUAAAUUUUGUGAUGAGAUCGAGUUAUUCACAGAUGAAAAAGCAAAUACGCAUCAAAAUUUGGUGAAAUUGUGUAUGUUCUGUUGUUACAAAAGGCUUGCAGCUGUGUAUGAGUGUGAUGAAAAAUUUACCAGACUCUUGUCUAAUGUACUUCUGGAUGAUGAAUUUCGGUGGGAUGACUGGAUAAAAGUGGCAACUCAACUUGCAGAUCUCUUGGCAUUCUUGCAUGAGAAGGGAACUGCGGUUGGCUGUGUUACUGCAUCAUGCAUUAUGAUAGAUGAGGAAAUGAAUAUAAAAGUAUUUGACUUUGGUUACGUUUCUUGUCAUGUGAACGAGGACUCUAAAAUUCCUGUUGAGUAUCUUGUCGGCAGGGAAGCUCCAGAGGCAGGUACGCGGACUAUGAAAUCUGAUGUUUAUAUAUUUGGUCUUCUUCUGUUGGAACUGAUAACCAAAAAAGAGUUUGAAUAUUCAUUUUUACAUGCGGCUAAACGUGGUAAAAUAAAUUUGGUUGAUGAAUGCUUCAAAGAAGUUCCUCCUGCAACUGCAUCUGCGAUCACACUCCUGACAUACAACUGCACGGAUCUCGAUCCACUCAAAAGGCCAAAGAUGAAGCAUGUUGUGGAUGUUUUGAGAGCACUGAAGAUGCCAGCGAGGGGGGAGAAGAGAAAAAGGGAAGAUGAGGUAGAGAUGGCAACUGCCCUCUUGUCUUAG
Messenger RNA from Nicotiana tabacum (common tobacco), 1104 nucleotides. RefSeq names its product serine/threonine-protein kinase SZE1-like. The record is from RefSeq and is a predicted model, not a curated record. Gene Ontology annotation, biological process: protein phosphorylation. NCBI's taxonomy places the organism in Eukaryota, Viridiplantae, Streptophyta, Magnoliopsida, Solanales, Solanaceae. Gene Ontology annotation, molecular function: protein kinase activity; ATP binding.